AUGGGCUUCCACGCGAGCCGUGCCAUCGCCGCGCUCCUCCUGGCGGCUCUGGCCAUCGCCGCGACCCCGCGGGGCGCCUCGGCGGUGGUGCAGUGCGGCCAGGUCACCCAGCUGAUGGCCCCCUGCAUGCCGUACCUCGGCGGCGCGCCUGGGAUGACGCCCUACGGCAUCUGCUGCAACAGUCUCGGGGUGCUCAACCAGCUCGCCGCCACCACCGCCGACCGUGUCGCCACCUGCAACUGCGUGAAGGCGGCGGCCGCCACCGGGUUCCCCAGCGUCGACUUCGGACGCGCGGCCGCGCUCCCCGGCGCCUGCGGCCUCUCCAUCAACUUCGUCGUCACCCCCAACAUGGACUGUAACCAGGUUACUGAUGAACCAUGA
This is a messenger RNA of Lolium rigidum, 381 nucleotides long. Its product is annotated as non-specific lipid-transfer protein 1-like. Gene Ontology annotation, biological process: lipid transport. The record is from RefSeq and is a predicted model, not a curated record. Gene Ontology annotation, cellular component: membrane. Bases 1 to 381 code for a protein of 126 amino acids. Gene Ontology annotation, molecular function: lipid binding. The transcript has 2 exons. NCBI's taxonomy places the organism in Eukaryota, Viridiplantae, Streptophyta, Magnoliopsida, Poales, Poaceae.